AUGGAAGCUUCGAGCCAGCGAACCCUUCAUUGGAACUUCUUUCCUUCCUUUCCCUAUGGCGAAGCGGAGUCUCUCCAGCACCAGCUGCGUCAAGGGUUUCGUCACGGAGAGGGGAAGGAACAUCUCCUCCUGCUGUCUCACCCCCACGUCUACACCCUAGGCCGCAACGCUCAGCGUAGCGACAUCCUGCUUUCCGACCCUGCCUUAGAGGCCUGUGGAAUUGCAGUUCAUGAAUGUGAUCGCGGUGGCCAAGUCACCUACCAUGGACCGGGUCAAUUGGUCGGUUAUCCCAUCCUCAAUCUCAGCCCAGAUCGCAGAGACAUCCGGCGCUACGUUCGUGAUCUCCAAGAGAUCCUGAUUCUCACUCUGGCGGAUUUUGGGAUCGUUGCUCAGGUGCGAGAAGGCCAGGAGAAUAUCGGCGUUUGGGUCGGCGAGGAGAAGAUCGCUUCCAUCGGGGUCCAUUUGAGUCGGUGGAUCACCACCCAUGGUUUUGCUCUCAAUAUCUCCACCGAUCUCGGGCAAUUUUCCGGCAUUGUGGCCUGCGGGCUACCUGCCGUGAAGAUGACUUCCAUGGCAGCUCUCACGAGCUCCUGCCCAUCCCUUGCCGACGUCGCGGAAGUGUGUGCCGGCCACUUCGGUCGAGUUUUCGAACGACGCCUUGUGCGUCAGGCGAUCGCUGCUCAGUCCGUCGGGGCGGAACCCAUUCUUUCUUCCGGGGCCCCAUGA
This is a messenger RNA of Nerophis lumbriciformis (worm pipefish), 726 nucleotides long. The record is from RefSeq and is a predicted model, not a curated record. NCBI's taxonomy places the organism in Eukaryota, Metazoa, Chordata, Actinopteri, Syngnathiformes, Syngnathidae.